AUGGUGUCCCCAUCUAUGCUUAACCCUAUUAUCAAUGAUCAGUAUACGGCUGCCAGGGCGUAUUUCCUUUGUGUAAUUGGAAUGCUUUUCUUUGAGAGCAUGCUUCAUGCUCCGUCAUAUCUGUUACAUCUUUAUAGAAAAGGCCGGCCGAAUACAGCACGCCAGAAGCAUUGGAAGAUUUAUACUGCCCUACAUAAGAUAACAACGCUACCAUCUGCUAUCCCAUUCAUCACGCGCAAUAACAUUCCCAUCCUCAUACGCGUUUCUGUCUUCACCUUUCUCAACUUCCUCUGGGGCUGGAAUAAGUUUGCUUAUACCACGAAUUACCAACUCUAUGGCUGGCUCACAAUCGCCAACGGUGGCCUUAGCCUCCUCAUGGGCGCGCGUACCAACCUCUUUGCUCAUGUCGCUCGCAUUCCCUCAGCGGUGUUACUUAGAUACCAUCGCUGGAUUGGUUUGGCAACAUUUGUCCAUGCAACGCUGCACUGCAGCCUCAUCAUACAGCAUUAUGUGCAGACGAACCAAUUUUACACGGCUGCUCAGGCCCCUCGUAUCCCCGUGGGCAUAGCUGCGUGGAUAUCGCUGUGUAUUAUUGCAAUCACAUCUAUUCCCAAGAUUUUCCGUCGGCGCUGGUUUGAGGCUUUCUACUACCCGCACUUUUUCUUCCUGGUUUUUGUUGCUGGAGCCUUAUACCACGCGAACAAGGGACCCGAAUUUCUUCUUCCCGGGUUCGGUCUCUGGGUGGUUGAUCGCGGCAUCCGAUUCUAUAAUAACUUUCGGGGCUCGCAAGUCAAAUCAGUCAUGCACUACUCAGGAGGUGUAACCAAAUUCAACAUCGCUGGAGUAGCGCCGUCGCAACCAGGCCAGAUAGCUUGGGUACAGAUUCCCAGCGUGUCAUUCUUCAAUUGGCAUCCGUUUACCAUUGCUUCUGCACCUGGACAAAACGAAACCACGAUUGCCAUCAGGGCGCUUGGUUCAUUUACCAAAAAGGUGCAAAACGUUGGGGAAGACGUUGUAAAGAUUGAUGGCCCGUAUGGUGUCGGUCACCUACAAUGGGGCGCACAUCCAGUGAUCGUACUCGUGGCUGGCGGAAUUGGCAUUACCCCCGGCAUCAGUAUCGCGACACAUAUUGUGAAUCAAGCCAAAUCAGGACUUGUAUCUAUGCCUGGUGGCUGGCAUAUUCAUCUCUUGUGGACGGUGAAGAAUUUUGAUCAUAUCUCCUGGUUCGAAGCCGAGCUGAAGAACCUCGCCGACAUUUCGUCGGAUCAAGCUGUGCCCGUCACGUUAGAUAUUACGAUUCACGUUACAAGUGGCGUGGAGGAAGACAGCGAAUCUAUGAAAUUCGAUGGCAUUGGGGAUAUUUACCAAGGUCGUCCAGAUUUAAUGAAAUGGUUUGAGAACGUGAGAGAUGCGAGAAUGGGCAUGGAUGCUUCAGUUAAUCUCUGUGGACCUGCACAGCUGAUACGCAGCGGAAGAAUAGCAGCGUCGAAAGCAAGUUGUGAAGAUAUUCUCUUUUAUGUAGAGGAGGAGACGUUUGAAUUCUAG
Molecule: messenger RNA, 1545 nt
Organism: Trichoderma breve
Lineage: Eukaryota; Fungi; Ascomycota; Sordariomycetes; Hypocreales; Hypocreaceae
Product: ferric reductase like transmembrane component domain-containing protein
Exons: 3
Coding region: 1-1545 (514 amino acids)
Cellular component (GO): plasma membrane
Molecular function (GO): oxidoreductase activity
Source: RefSeq, a predicted model, not a curated record